AUGUCGUCUGUAGAGGGGUUUGACCUUAAUAUUGAACCAGCAGAUGUUAGUUUCGCGGAUGAUCCUGUUACUGUUUAUUUGAUCAAUGUGUCGCAAGAUGAUCCUAUUGCUAUGUCUCAAGAUGAUCCUGUUGCCAUACCUCCUGUCCCUACUCUAGCAAGUUCAUCAAUGCCUGUAGAAUCUGAUGGUCUCACAGUGCCAACAGCUCAAACUGCUACAGAUGGGGGUGAUGUAGAGGAUGGUAUUGAGGUUCUAUCAACAACGCAAGAGCCCUAUGUUGGCAUGCCAUUUAGCACCCCGCAAGAUGCUAGGGUUUACUAUAAUAGGUAUGCUAGACACGCUGGUUUUUCCAUCAGAAUUGACACCUCCCGUGAAUCCAAAAAGGACAAUGACAAGAGGAAAGUUAUUUUUGUAUGCCAAAAAGCUGGUGUCAAUAAGAAGCAAAAACUUGAUGAGGAAGGACCGAUAACUGAGAAGAAGAUAGUGAGGCAAAGCCGCAGAGAUUAUGUUGAUAGGACUCGCUGUCCUGCACGCAUGAUUGUGAGAAAAACAGCCCCAUCUCAAUGGGAGGUCAUUCACUUUGAGCGGGAGCACAAUCAUGAGUGUGUGAAGAAGUUCUCUCUUACAAAGUACAUGAAGUCUCAUAGAGAGAUACCCGCUGAAGAGAAGGAGUUCAUAAAGUUUCUUCAUGGGUGUUGCAUAACAACUACGCGCGCUUACCAGAUAAUGGUUGAGUUGUAUGGUGGUAUUGAAAACUGUCCAUACACGGAAGGUGAUGCAAAAAAUUUGAGAGUGGAGUACCAUGCUGAGUAUCGAGGAAAGGACAUGAAAGCAACCCUUGAUCACUUUGAGGAACUGAAGAACGAGGAUCCUGAUUUCAUUUACAGUUAUACCCUUGAUGAAUUUGAUAGGGUUGAGAAUCUAUUUUGGGUUGAUGGUGCAGCAAGGAAGUCAUAUGAGCUCUAUGAGUUUGAAUUCAAAUGGCAAGCUAUGCUGGAUAAACAUGAGAUCAAUGAUGAUGAAAGGUUCAAGCAUUUGUAUGAAAUGAGAAAUUGCUGGGUUCCGGCUUACUUCAUGAACAACUUCUUCCCCUUUCUGCAAACAACAGCACGGAGUGAAGGAUUCAAUGCUGUCCUGAAGCGAUAUGUGAACCCAAUGAAUUCAAUACUAAACUUUGUUCACCAGUACAAGAAAAUACAGGAUAGAAUAUUCGGCAAACAAACAAUGCAUGAGGCUAAUACAACUGUCAAGGUUCCGCACUACUUGACUGGCCACCCCAUGGAAAGACAAAUGAAGCAAAUGUUUCAGAGGGACGGGGUUCUUUGCUGCCAUAUACUAAAGGUGUUUGAUGCACUUGCUGUCCGUGAGGUGCCAUGUCAUUACAUUUUGCCUAGGUGGUCUGCUGAAAAGGCGAAUGAUGGUGACAAUGUGGAAGUUGCUGGUGAGAAGCUGCAUGCCACGCAAAUUUCAAACCUGGGGAGGCAUGCUGUCCAUUACCAUACAAUUUUCUCCAACUUUGCUCAGUUUGUAAGACCUUUCAUGGUUGAGGAUGAAAGUCACAACAUAGUUUUGAAACAUGUCGCUGCGAUGCAAGCUGAACUUAAUGCACGCAAAAAUGGAGGGGGUGGCGAGUUCUGCUUCACAAGUGCAGUCCAAUGUCGCGCAGGCUGGAAGCGUGGUUGGUGGAAGCCGGCGUGGCGGUAA
Molecule: messenger RNA, 1704 nt
Organism: Panicum virgatum (switchgrass)
Lineage: Eukaryota; Viridiplantae; Streptophyta; Magnoliopsida; Poales; Poaceae
Product: protein FAR-RED IMPAIRED RESPONSE 1-like
Exons: 3
Coding region: 1-1704 (567 amino acids)
Biological process (GO): regulation of DNA-templated transcription
Source: RefSeq, a predicted model, not a curated record